UGCCGGUGCUGCUGGGGAGCUGUUAGUGCUGUCUCUCUGGGAAAUGGGGAGACUUGUGGCACUGCCCGGGGUGCUGCUCCUGCUGCUGGGCUACGUCCAAUUGCAGAACGUGGUUGUGACGCAGUCCCCCGCGGCGGUAAAUACCGGCUCCGCAUCUGUCAACCUGACUUGUAAUGCAACAAAGGGCCAAGGAAGUGUGUGGUGGAUGUGGGAAAAAGAAGAUUUCACUACAUAUAACAUCAGCUUCUCUGAUGGAAAUACAACUCUUCAGAUAAAUCAGCCCAACAAGACGCACAAUGGGAAAUACAUAUGUUUUUGGAAAAACACAAGCCUAGCGUGGGGGGACUACGCACUCUAUGUUUAUUACAAAGUGGAGAACGUGGUGGUAUCUACAUCUUCUGGGAAUGUGGUUGAGGGUUCCACUCCAUCUCUCAACCUGACCUGUAAUUCAUCUACGUUGUGGGAAGGAACCAUAACUUGGCUGUGGGAGGGGAAAACUUUGGAUAUUCUGGAUAACAGUUCAAGGUUGUUGGAUGGGAAUCAAACUCUUCAGAUUAAUCAGCCCAACAAGACACACAAUGGAAACUACACAUGUGUUAUUACCAACCCAGCCAGCAAUGGGACGGGCACUUACAGACUCUAUGUUUAUUACAAAGUGGAGAAUGUGGUGGUAUCUACGUCUUCUGGGAAUGUGGUUGAGGGUUCAACUCCAUCUCUCAACCUGACCUGUAAUUCAUCCGCGCCGUGGGAAGGAACCAUGACUUGGCUGUGGGAGGGGAAUCCGGUGAACACUGUGAAUACCUCUUACAGCUUGUUGGAUGGAAAUGCAACUUUGCAGAUUAAUCAGCCCAGCAGGUCAAACAAUGGAAAUUACACAUGUGUUAUAGCCAACCCAGCCAGCAGGGGGGAAGGAUAUUAUACGCUUACAGUUUUAAGGCUUCUCCCUACAGCCUUCAGCCCUGGGACCUUAGCCGGCAUCAUCAUUGGCUCGGUGUUGGGGGGAUUGCUGCUCAUUGCCCUCAUUGUACUGAUCGUAUGCUGUGCAUGGCGGAAAGGUAAAAAAGAAAAGUGGCCCAAGUAUAAGGAUGCCCCUCCCACAGUGUCGGGUCAGAUAACACACAACGGGUGGAACACACCAACGGGUGCCUAUGCUAGGUGGGAAAGAACCACUCAGUCUUCUCAUGGUAUGGGCCACAAGACAAGUAUUCAGAACAGCACCUCAGUCAUACCCCAGAAACAAAAAAGCCAAACGGCGGUAUGACCUGCCUUCCCAGGAGCUGACUUGUCUUUCCAAGAGGCUGACCUUGUCAGAAGCUGAGGCCUACCUUUACAGGGGGCUGACUGACCGCCUCAAGGAGUUUUAGUGCCUUUCCAAUAGAAAGUCCUAUUUCAUUGUUGAAUUGGUCAGAGCUUGGUCAGGCAUACCCCAGAAUAUAAAGCCUAUUAUGUAGGUCUGAUAUGCUUUCCCAGGAGAAGACUUGCCUGUCCAAGGGGCUGGCUUGGUAGAAGUUGGCUUUGAGAGGAAUUUUGGAUUGUUUCUUUGAACCCAACUGAAGAACCCGGUAUGGAUUUCAGGAGUAUAGAAUAAUACUCACAUUCUAAACAUAUUGCCCAAGAGCCCAGGUCUUUCUAUCAGCAGCUACAACUGACAAAUGGACAUUGUUUUUGGUAAAGGAUACAGGACAUUGGGGUUCAGCUGAUAAUCAGCCUUGUCUGUGCUAUGGGGAUUGGCUCUAAUACCCACCAAUAACCAUUGUGUAAUGUAGAGAAUUGUAUGACUGUAGGUUUGUCCAGUACUUUGCAUUAUAAGCAGCGCUAGCCCUUUUGGGAUAGAAUGGUGCAAACAUUAUGAGAAAUGACAAAUAACAUUUUUAGUUUCCUAUUUUGCCAAAUGAGUUUGGUUAACGUUUGGGCAGGUUUUUUAAUAUAAGGAUGUUUCAACAGUAUGGGAAGAUUUACGGGAGAAUAGGACAUUUUAGGAAAUAUCAGCAUUGUAAUAAAAGCUACCCAGGGGCGGACAGUUUAACCACUUUUUGUAUUAGGGUUCAAUAAGUUUAAUAAGUCGUUACAUUUAAGGAAUAUAUUCUAGAUAAAUCAGAUGGAAUUUUAAAUCCCAAUGAUCUCAAAGUACCUGAUAUGUGUUUCAUUUAAAGAUUUAACAAAAGUUUUUUUUUAUCAUCAACUACCCCUGUUUUACCCAGAUAGAAAAAAUAACCUGAAAAGUUACUGUUCAAGUUUAAAAUAAAAGUUUGAUUUAAAGAUCAG
Xenopus tropicalis (tropical clawed frog) is the source of this 2265-nucleotide messenger RNA. Its product is annotated as hemicentin-1-like. Lineage: Eukaryota; Metazoa; Chordata; Amphibia; Anura; Pipidae. Gene Ontology annotation, cellular component: membrane. Bases 44 to 1261 code for a protein of 405 amino acids. The transcript has 9 exons. The record is from RefSeq and is a predicted model, not a curated record.